AUGAAGCUCUACUUGAUCAUCAGCAUGAUGCUCGCUGCCACUGGGUUUGCAGCAACCCUCGGCGCUAGAGAUAGCAAUGCUCUCGCUGCAGAGUGUCCUGUCGACCGCCCUUGCAAUACCAACCGAGACUGCGGCGCCAAUUACUGCCGCUGCGUUGUUAACAAUGAGGGUACCGAUGGUCACUGCCGCCCAUGGCCAAGCUAG
Molecule: messenger RNA, 204 nt
Organism: Nannizzia gypsea CBS 118893
Lineage: Eukaryota; Fungi; Ascomycota; Eurotiomycetes; Onygenales; Arthrodermataceae
Exons: 3
Coding region: 1-204 (67 amino acids)
Source: RefSeq, a predicted model, not a curated record